Hydatigera taeniaeformis is the source of this 2225-nucleotide messenger RNA. NCBI's taxonomy places the organism in Eukaryota, Metazoa, Platyhelminthes, Cestoda, Cyclophyllidea, Taeniidae. The record is from the annotation of a GenBank genome assembly.
AGGCGUUAAAGUGCAUGCUGAAUUUCAAUGCAGCUAGCACCAAAGAGGAUGAGCCCCAGUGGAAAAUUCUUAUUUAUGAUAGGACGGGACAAGACAUCAUCGCUCCCCUUUUCUCAGUCAAAGAACUUCGCUCCGUCGGUGUGACUCUCCAUUUGCUCCUUGAUAUUAAACGUGAACCAAUCCCUGAUGUUCCUGCGGUAUAUUUCGUGUAUCCUUCAAAAGAUAACAUCAAGCGUAUUUGUCAAGACUUCGAGUCUGAUCUCUAUUCGUCCUACUACCUCAAUUUUAUAAGUCCCAUAUCUCGCGAGAAUCUGGAAUUUCUAGCUGAAACUGCACUAACGGAGGACUGUAUUCAGCGGAUUAAAAAGGUCUAUGACCAGUACACCAGGUUUAUUUGUCUGGAGGAUGACUUAUUUGUACUUAACGAACAACCUUCAAACCAAGAGGGAACUUUUUAUGGUAAGUAUUCGCACGAAAUGACAAUUUCUUAUUCCACUUUUUCAGCACUGAAUAAGACCUCCUGCAACGAAGAGGACAUUCAAAGAACCACUAGUUUCAUAGUUGACAGCCUCUACUCUGUGUUUGCCACUCUGGGGACUGUUCCUAUUAUCCGUUGUUCUCGCUUCAACGCAGCCGAGGCAGUGGCUAAGGACCUGGACAACCGCUUCCGUGAGAGUCUACGAGACUCUCGAAACACUCUUUUCUCCGGCAUGGAACAUCGAGCCUUUAAUGAGGCUGGCAAGAAUGGUGGCGUCAAUGCGGUUGCUCUCACUCCUUUCUCGUUUCAGCGUCCUCUGCUGAUCCUCCUUGACCGGGUACUGGAUUUGGCCACGCCUCUACAUCACGCCUGGACCUAUCAGAGUCUUCUUCACGAUAUUGUGGGCAUACAUCUCAACCACGUGGAAAUGCGAGCCCAGAACUCGGUCGAGGUGGAGGAUGCGCGACAGGUGAAGAUGAAACGAUAUGAUCUAACCACGUCGUCGGAUCGAAUCUGGCGUAUUCACCGUUCAUCCCCCUUCUCUGAUGUGGCGGGUGCGUUGCAGGAGGAGCUAAGUGUCUUGCAAGAUCGAGAGAAGAAGCUGGGAGCUCUGAAAGCCUCGGUUACAGAUGGGCAGGCACUUUCAACUAACGGUGGUGUCAUUGGUGUUGGUGCAGAUGCUACUUCUGCACUCACUAGCACCAUAAACACUCUUCCCCAAUUGAUGGAGCAGAAGAGAUGUGUAGAUAUGCAUAUGCAUAUUGCGACGUCGUUAGCCAAGGAGAUAAAGAAUCGUCAGUUGGACCUCCUAAAUGAUGUGGAGGAGAAGCUUAUAACUCUGCAGUCACUUCAGGAGCACUCUCUACCGGAUUUGCUGAAAAUGGAGUGCUUCAGCGGCGAGGACAAGUUGCGCCUCCUCCUAAUCGCUGCAUUCUCCUGCAACUCCGCCUCGGCCGUCACCUCUGGUGGUGGCAGUGGUGGUGGCGGCACUAAUGGAGGAGGUGGUGGUGGCGUCGGUGCAGGCAGUAGUUCUAUUGCCUUCAACCUCGCUAGCACCGAACUCGACCGAUAUGGUGAACAACUCAAGGCUGCUUAUCCAGAUCUCGACAUUUCAGCCAUUAAAUAUGUACAUCAACUCAGACGAAUAGCGCGUUUGUCCCAGGCAGGGACGGGGACAUCAAGCGCUGCCUCGGAGGCAGGUAGAAGUAGCACGGGUAGAACGAUGUUCAACAAACUCGUCUCUCAUGGCUCUGCUAUGUUCCUGGAAGGUAUGCGUGUCCUCUCCGGCCGCAAAUCCUACUUCCCCUUCACACAAAUUGUUUCACAACUGGUAGAGAACAAGAGCGACAUGGAGGAUUACAGCUACUUUGAUCCUAAGCUACAUAAGAGAGGAGCUGCAAGCAUUCCUCGAGCCAAGCAGCCCUUCUACGACGUCUACGUGUUUGUGGUGGGCGGAGGGACUUAUACGGAGUACCACAACCUCUUACAGUGGUCACGCUCUGGUACCACCCCCAGUGGAGUGACCGGUGGAGGCGGACUCGGCGGGGCUGGUAGCCAUGGCAGCUCCUCUUCUCUUAACGCUCUUGGCCUCUCACUCGCUGGAUCGAGCACCUCGAUAGCUGAUUUGCCCACCUCUGGCACCGCCUGCGUCGCCGCCUAUGGCAAUGCCACUGCUCGGCGGAUCACCUACGGAGGCACCGAAAUUCUCUCUCCUAAGCUAUUCCUCGAUCAGGUACGCUAUGGUUGA